Molecule: messenger RNA, 639 nt
Organism: Metschnikowia bicuspidata var. bicuspidata NRRL YB-4993
Lineage: Eukaryota; Fungi; Ascomycota; Pichiomycetes; Serinales; Metschnikowiaceae
Exons: 1
Coding region: 1-639 (212 amino acids)
Biological process (GO): Golgi organization; protein retention in ER lumen; endoplasmic reticulum to Golgi vesicle-mediated transport
Cellular component (GO): COPII-coated ER to Golgi transport vesicle; Golgi apparatus; endoplasmic reticulum
Source: RefSeq, a predicted model, not a curated record
AUGUUUUCCCGCUGCCUUUUGUUGCUAGCCCUUGUGCAGACGAUCGUGGCCUCGGCGUUGACCUUCAGCUUGCCGGCAAAGGAAGUGUCGUGUUUCUACAUCUUCACCGAAAAACCCAACACCCAGGUCUCGUACUACUUUGCUGUGCAACAGGGCGGUUCUUUCGACGUCGACUACUCGGUCAAGGACCCGCUCGGAAACGAGUUGGUGGCGAGAACCAAGGAGAGACAGGGCGACUUUGUGAUCACGGCGAAGCACGUGGGCGAAUACGAGUUCUGCUUCUCGAACCAGAUGUCGACGUUUGCGGACAAGGUCAUUGACUUUGAAAUCAAGUAUGACGACGACGCUUCGAGCGCGUUCAGGGCCCAGAUGCCGGAGCAGCCCAACACGCAGCCGUUGGCCCAUGUGGAGGCCAUGAAGGCCACUGCCUCGCAGAUCGACGCGCAGUUGGAGGACUUGAAGAGAUCCUUGCAGUACUACAAGACCCGGAACAACCGUAACCAGGCCACGGUGCGCUCGACGGAGUCGCGCAUCUACUACUUUUCGAUUUUGGAGGUGUUGUUGAUGGUCGGCAUGGCCGGCUUGCAGAUCACGAUUGUGCAGUUGUUCUUCAAGGGCUCGCGCAAGCAGCUUGUUUGA